Archocentrus centrarchus (flier cichlid) is the source of this 1959-nucleotide messenger RNA. RefSeq names its product pleckstrin homology domain containing, family B (evectins) member 2 (gene plekhb2). The transcript is spliced from 8 exons. The coding region runs from base 201 to 869 and encodes 222 amino acids. Gene Ontology annotation, cellular component: membrane. The record is from RefSeq and is a predicted model, not a curated record. Gene Ontology annotation, biological process: regulation of cell differentiation. Lineage: Eukaryota; Metazoa; Chordata; Actinopteri; Cichliformes; Cichlidae.
CUGGACGUCCGUGAAGACGGCCUGUGGGCGGGGCUUACGGCAUCCGCCGUGUCCGCUCAGUUUAGCGGUCAGCGCUCUCCGAAGAAGGCAUCUUCUGUUUUGUUUUUUUGCAUCUCACUUCCGUGUUUGGUGUUUCCUUACGAAAGGCUUGAUCUUAUCCCCCAAAACAUUAAAGAAAUCAAGAAAGUGUUACUUCUAAGAUGGCUAUGGUAAAGAGUGGCUGGCUUCAUCGACAAAGUACCAUCCUGCGUCGAUGGAAAAGAAACUGGUUCGACUUAUGGGCUGACGGACGACUCGUGUUCUACAAUGAUCAACAACGGCGUGACAUGGAGGAUGACAUCCACAUGAGGGUCAACUGCAUUAACAUCCGCAACUCUGCUGCAUGUCAGGAGCUGAACCCACCGGAGGGGAAGACACGUGAUGCCUUGUUCCAGAUAGUGUGCAGAGAUGGACGGGUCAUCAGCCUGUGUGCGGACAGUGCAGAUGAUGCUCUGGCAUGGACUAUGGCACUUCAGGAUGCCAGAAUUAACAUGGUGGCCACUGCUCCUCAGAUUGGCUUUGCACAGGAGGUGAUGGCGUCUGCUCCUCCCCCCUACUCGGAAUAUCCUCCCCAGCCGAUGUAUGCCCCGGGCCCGUAUGGAGACUACACUGCACCUCCCCCACAGGUCACACAGGUCGUAUACACUGCUGAUGGGCAGCCCUACACAGUUGCUUAUCCUUAUCAGUACCGGGGUGGGUACAUCGCUCCUGAAGUGAACCAUGUCAUCAUUCGGGAGCGACAGCGUGACGACGGAGGAGACGUGGCGUUGGGCAUGCUCGCUGGAGCAGCAACCGGUUUAGCAAUUGGCUCUCUCUUCUCUGUCUUCUAGUGUCAGAACCAAUGUGCUUCUAGCAGCACAAGGCUCUCUCCACCGUAUUCACAUCAUAUAGCCUCUUCUCUGUAUCAUCAUGUGAGUUGGAAUGAAACGUGUCUGUUGGGCUAAAUCUAUGAAGCAUGAUUGUGAUGUGCAGUGAACUGCUCACUAUUUACUCUUAGCACUUUCAUAUAUAGUCUGUGUUGUUGGUUACCAGCAUUAUUAUUUUUUUUUUCUUUUGUGUUGUCUGAAUAUGAUUGUUCUUAACCAAAAAAAACAUGAUCUAAUAUAAGCAUUACUUAGGAUGAUAGGAAAGACACUACUCCUUUCAUGAACACUUCAGGUCCUCUCAGUUCAGUUGGUUUUCCCUUUCAUGGCGCACAGAUGUUUUUAUUACACUGAUUUUGUGUUUAUUUCUGUUUAUUGUAUAUUUUGUUAUUUUAAUGUUUUUGUUGUUGUAAUUUUGCAGUAUAUAUUUGGUUAAGUAAUUAGUGGUGGAAGCAGCCUCAGGUGAGUGUCGCACACACAAAGCAAUAAUCACUUUGAGUGCAGCAUUCUGAGGAACCCGUUUGAUGGACUCUGGUUUGAUUGUGUUGUCUUUACCAGACAGAAGUCUGCGUCAAAGUGGAAAGGGACAUCACUCCUUUGGAUUCAUAUAUGCACAGUUUAUGCUCUUUCUUUCACUGGCAGCUGUUAAAGCAUACUUUUGUUUGAAAGUGUGUUUGAAGUGUUUUUUUGUUGUUGUUGUUUGUUUAACCUCCAUAGACUUAGGAGCACUCAGCAGAUAAAUCAUUCUCUUGAGACAUUUUAAUUGGCUAGGACCCUUAAAAUCUGAAGUUUUGCUCGAUGGAAAACAUGUUGGUCUGCAUUUCAAACAGAUAUUUUGAUUAUUAUUGAAAGAUGUGUAAGAAAUUUUGUUUUGCAAGCAGCUUAACGUUGAUGUCAUUUUUUUCUUCUACAGGUCUUAAUUUGUUUGCACCUGUGAAAUUAAUAGUUACUCAUCAAAUGUACCAAUUAAAUUAUGAUUUACCCUGCAUUAGAAAUAUAUAUAAAUAUGAUAGUUAACUAAGAGAUGUAUUUUAACAAAUAAACAUAUUCACAAAUG